AUGGCUGCUGGGAUUUUCAACUCCACAUAUUACGGCAAGGACUACCGCGCCGGCGCCGCUCUCUUGCGUGCCCGCCGGCCGUUCCUGGUCAAGAACGCCCUCACUGGAUUCGGCCUGUUCGCCUUCACAAUCGGUGUCUAUGCCUACACCAUCCGCGCCGUCGGCCAGGAGGAAUUUUCUGACGUGAAAGUCCCCGAGGCGCCCGCGCAGCCCCAAGCCGAGAAGAAAUAA
Molecule: messenger RNA, 231 nt
Organism: Penicillium argentinense
Lineage: Eukaryota; Fungi; Ascomycota; Eurotiomycetes; Eurotiales; Aspergillaceae
Exons: 3
Coding region: 1-231 (76 amino acids)
Biological process (GO): mitochondrial respiratory chain complex IV assembly
Cellular component (GO): mitochondrial inner membrane
Source: RefSeq, a predicted model, not a curated record